CCUGACUCGCCAAACCCUAAUGACGGGUGGCCAAAUCGGGCGGCAGUGCGGCUACAACACUUCGCGGCGGCGCAGUCAAAUCGGGAACUGGAAUGACCAGCGCGGCCGAAUCGGAGACGUCGGGCAGCGAAGUCCGGACGCCGGAGUGGGGGUGGGGCAUAACUGGAUGCCUGGACCGUCUGGGUGCCGUUCCUGCCUGUGGCACGCCCUGCUCAUGCGGCCGGCCGGCCGGCGUUGUAGAGCACAGCAGCACGCGCACGGUCGCACGGCAGCAGCGUGCAGCAGGUAUUCCAAUCCUCAUUCCCCAAUCUCUGUUUCAAUCUUGAAUUCAUGAUCCACCAUUCGUCUUAGAUUCGUAGAUGCGUAACUUCUUGGGCCCAAGAAUGAAAAACAACUUAAUUCCUGUGCAACUUGCUGUUACAAAAUUCCAGAUUGUACAAGAACCGCCCGGAUUUGAAGAGGGGAUUUUUCAGUAGGAACAAUGAUGUUGUAUUUGAUGACAAAACAUUGUACAAUACAAAUAAAUUGGAGCAUUUUAAUUGGAGACUCCAGAGCCUCCAGUAUAGGAAUUCUAACAUGUUUGUGCUUUUCUCAUGAGCAGAUUUAUGUGUUUUGAUUUUGCCAGCCCGCGCACUGCAUGGAUUCCUGUUAUUUUCUUUCAACUGUCCAACCUGCAGUAGGUUCAGGUUAUCAUGCUAAUGUUUGAUGAAAAUAUAAGAGGCCAGGAUGGAUUAAAUCUUUUAGUUUGGAAUAUUUUUUUACCACAUCAUGUUUUUAUCAAGUCUGUUGUAUAAUUAAGUGUAGAAUCGAUAUAUCUUCAAAAUUUUGUAUUCUAUUCUUCGCUUCUAUGAACUAUCGGUAAGUGGAUUUGGCGUGCGGUUAUUUAGGUGCUUAGAUAGUGGCCCUAGGCGUGGAGGUUCACCAGCUCUGCCACAAGGUUGGAUGCUCCAGUGAUGACCAAAUUUACCUUCAUUGUCGUUCCAAUUCCUGAAAGCAGCUCCUGUGAGAUGCUGCACACCAAGUGGAGAUGAAGAGACAUCUGAGGAGCCUAGUUCAUUUCUUAAAUAGAUUAAUGAUUUGGGAACUCUUGUUUGUCAGUUGCUUCUUUCGCACUGCACUGAAUCUGCUUCAUUUUGGUUGUGUACUCCUGUGAUGACUGAAUUCACAUCCUAUAUCGUUCCAAUUCCUGAAAGCAGCUCCUGUUGGGAUGCUGCAAAUCUUGUGGAGAUGAAGAGACAUCUGAGGAGCCUAGUUUCUCUUUAUUUAUUUAUUUAUUUUUGGGAUUUUUUUAUCAGUUUCCUUUGAUUUUAUUUGUAGUUUUCAAACUAUUUUAUGCUGUUGAAGUUUGGUUUAAUAUGAUGGUACAAACAGGUCUGAAGCAUUAGGGCCUGUUUGCACUGAAGAAAUUUCACGUAAAUUUUGUAGAAAAUAACACUUGCCUUUUGGUUUUCCUGUGGGUGUUGUUGAAAUUUUGCUUUGCUAUUUGGGCGCAACAUUCAAACAUGCACGAGUGAUUGGGACAAGCCACUGUGUGGAUUCAUUCUGUUAGUUCAUCAAUAGAAAUGCCAGAUGUUGAAAUGUUUGGGGACACAAUACCAUUUUUAUCUAAUCCACUACUAAUAUAUGUUAUUUACAUGUUUGUCUUUCUUAAGCUAUAGUUUAUCAUUUGACAAACCAGCAUUUUGUUUAUUACAUAUGAGGGCAGAUUAUGAUAAACAAUGCAAAAAAAAAAAAAAACUCUCUGCAGGUGUCCUUUCCAGUCCUCCAUUGGCAGCCAGGUUGUGAGUCAUGAUGCAAGGUACAGAGAUAAGAUUGAAGCUGGAAAACGUAUGCAUGCUUAAUUGAUCUCAAUUACGGUCCACUAAGAGUAUUUGUGAGUCACUAUGCAAGGUACAGAGAUAAGGUUGAAACUGGAAAUGUAUGCCUACUUAAUUGAUCUCAAUUAUGGUCCACUAAGAGUACUUGUCCUUGUUCGUGAGUCGCCACACAAUGCUUGCUGUGAAUCGAUGUGGUGCAGUUCCAUGGAGUAAUGUGAACCACAGAUAUUUUCGGAAGAGCAUGAUUACAUGCUGGCGGGCAGGAUCGCCGUCUCCAACCUGCACAAGAACACCAUGAAAUCCUUCUCAGAGACGGUAAAGGUUCUGUAUAUGCAUUGCGAUGAGAGGUCUGGCUUGAUGGCUCCCAUGAUUGCUGAUGAUGUCUACGAGAUCGUAAUGAAGAAUGCUGCUCGCUUGGACAGUGAGAUAAAUUAUGACCGAGAUUUCGACUAUGAUUAUUUUGGUUUUAAGACGCUUGAGAGGUCUUAUCUGUUGAAAGUUGGUGGAAAGGUCGUGGAAAGGCCACAGCAUAUGUUGAUGAGAGUUUCUGUUGGCAUACAUAAGGAUGAUAUUGAAUCUGCUGUCAGAACAUACCACAUGAUGUCUCAGCGCUGGUUCACUCAUGCUUCCCCGACCCUUUUCAAUGCUGGCACUCCAAGGCCCCAGCUAAGCAGCUGCUUCCUUAUCUGCAUGAAAGAUGAUAGUAUUGAGGGAAUUUAUGAUACUCUCUCAGAAUGUGCUGCGAUAAGCAAAUCUGCAGGAGGAAUUGGUGUAUCAAUUCACAACAUUCGAGCUACAGGGAGUUACAUUCGAGGAACAAAUGGAACUUCUAAUGGAAUUGUUCCUAUGCUGCGUGUUUUCAAUGAUACUGCUCGUUAUGUUGAUCAAGGUGGAGGCAAGAGAAAAGGUGCAUUCGCUGUUUAUUUGGAGCCUUGGCAUCCUGAUAUCUUUGACUUCCUUGAUCUAAGGAAGAACCAUGGAAAAGAGGAGAAUCGUGCAAGGGAUCUUUUCUAUGCUCUGUGGGUUCCUGAUCUAUUCAUGGAAAGGGUACAACGCAAUGAACAGUGGUCACUGUUUUGUCCCAAUGAAGCUCCAGGUUUGGCUGAAUGCUGGGGAGAUGAGUUUCAGAAUCUGUACCAUAAAUAUGAAAGAGAGGGCAAGGCAAAGAAAGUAGUUUCAGCGCAGGCCCUCUGGUUUGAUAUUUUGAAGGCACAGAUAGAAACUGGAACACCCUAUAUGCUUUAUAAGGAUGCUUGCAACAGAAAAAGUAACCAACAAAAUCUUGGCACAAUCAAGUCCUCCAACCUGUGUACUGAGAUUAUUGAGUAUACCAGUCCUUCUGAAACUGCUGUAUGCAACCUAGCUUCAAUUGCCUUGCCACGUUUGGUGAGGGAAAAGGGUGUUCCUAUAGAGUCCCAUCCAGCUAAGCUUGUUGGUAGCAGUGGGUCAAAAAAUAGAUACUUCGACUUUGAUAAAUUAGCAGAGAUUACUUCGACUGUUACAUAUAAUCUCAACAAAAUCAUUGAUGUUAGCUAUUAUCCCAUUGAGAGUGCAAGGAGGUCAAAUAUGAGGCACAGGCCAAUUGGGAUAGGCAUUCAAGGAUUGGCGGAUACUUUUAUUUUACUUGGAAUGCCAUUCGAUUCACCAGAGGCCCAGCAGUUAAACAAGGAUAUUUUUGAAACUAUUUACUAUCAUGCUUUGAAAGCUUCUGCUGAUCUUGCUGCAAAAGAAGGCCCUUAUGAAACAUAUGCUGGGAGCCCUGUCAGCAAGGGCAUUCUUCAACCUGAUAUGUGGAAUGUAGUGCCAUCUCACAGAUGGAACUGGUCAGCAAUAAGGGAGGUGAUUUCUCAAGUUGGAUUGAGGAACUCUCUUCUUGUUGCUCCUAUGCCCACUGCUUCCACUAGCCAAAUUCUUGGCAACAAUGAGUGCUUUGAACCGUACACAUCAAAUAUAUACAGUCGAAGAGUUUUAAGUGGUGAGUUUGUCAUAGUAAACAAGCAUCUUCUCCAUGAUCUGACUGAGAUAGGCGUCUGGUCUCCUAUUCUAAAAAACAAGAUAAUCUAUGAGGAUGGUUCUGUCCAAAAGGUUACCGAGGUCCCAGAUGCUCUAAAAGCAGUUUACAAGACUGUUUGGGAGAUCAAGCAGAAAACUAUUGUUGACAUGGCUGCUGAUCGUGGUUGCUAUAUCGAUCAGAGCCAGAGCCUCAAUAUUCACAUGGAUCAACCAAACUUUGGAAAGCUAACUUCGUUGCACUUCCAUGCUUGGUCGAAGGGCCUUAAAACAGGGAUGUAUUGCCUAAGAACACGUGCUGCGGCAGAUGCAAUUAAGUUUACAGUAGAUACUACUCUCCUCAAGGAUAAGCAACAAACUUCAGAGGAAGAGGAUGUCCAGGCUAAAAUGGCCCAGGUGGUCUGUUCCUUGAACAACCGGGAUGAGUGCUUGGCAUGUGGAAGUUAGAUCCGCCCAAAUCACGCCUCAUGCUGACCCAGACAAUCUUUUACUAGCUCCAUGGCAUUGUAUCUUCUGCAAGCGGCCUGCGCAUGAACCCCGUACUGUGCGAGUACCAAGCUAGCCUUUGUUACCAGAACUAGACUUGUGUACUCAUGCUUAUGCUAUUGUAAAUAUAUAGACCAUGCAUCUAAUAUUAAUGUAAAAUAGUAUGUGGUAUCAAUGAUGUAGCCGACAACUGGAUGUCAAGCAGAAUGUGCAGAUGUGGCAAAUCAAACUAGAUUCCUGAA
Panicum virgatum (switchgrass) is the source of this 4555-nucleotide messenger RNA. RefSeq names its product ribonucleoside-diphosphate reductase large subunit-like. The transcript is spliced from 17 exons. Lineage: Eukaryota; Viridiplantae; Streptophyta; Magnoliopsida; Poales; Poaceae. Bases 2067 to 4274 code for a protein of 735 amino acids. Gene Ontology annotation, cellular component: ribonucleoside-diphosphate reductase complex. The record is from RefSeq and is a predicted model, not a curated record. Gene Ontology annotation, biological process: DNA replication; deoxyribonucleotide biosynthetic process. Gene Ontology annotation, molecular function: ATP binding; ribonucleoside-diphosphate reductase activity, thioredoxin disulfide as acceptor.